Mugil cephalus (flathead mullet) is the source of this 1885-nucleotide messenger RNA. RefSeq names its product mercaptopyruvate sulfurtransferase (gene mpst). The transcript has 2 exons. Gene Ontology annotation, cellular component: mitochondrion. Bases 626 to 1504 code for a protein of 292 amino acids. The record is from RefSeq and is a predicted model, not a curated record. Gene Ontology annotation, molecular function: thiosulfate-cyanide sulfurtransferase activity. NCBI's taxonomy places the organism in Eukaryota, Metazoa, Chordata, Actinopteri, Mugiliformes, Mugilidae. Gene Ontology annotation, biological process: transsulfuration.
UGAAAAUUUUUAAAUUUAAUAUUCAAGGAUAUAAACUGCAGUGCACAUUAGCAGAUAAAGAAAACAGCAGAAGAAGUAAUAAAAACAACUUAAUAAACGUAACAAGAGACAACAGAACACGAUUCAUCAUAAUUAACUGUCUCGACUCAACAUGAUCAUUAACAGACGUGCACCGGUACAACCGCACACUAAAAAAAAAAAACAUUUUAAGGCCAGUAAAACGCAGAGUGAGACUAAGGCUAUUUAAGAAUAUAGGUCGAAGCAAAGGACCCAGUUAUAAAGAAACGAGCGUUUCAAACUCUAGAGAACUAAUGUUAAAAAUCAUCAGUCAUGACUUUCAAUAUAGAGCAAACUGGUUUAAUAGACCAUAAAUAAUAAUAAUAAUAAUAAUAAUAAUAAUGGUUUAAUGAAUAAUGAACAGCCUGAUCAGACGUAUUACACAGUAACGAAGUAAUGCCAUUACUGUCACGUGCCACCGCCCUCCUUUCACCUCCAGCUGUUGCAGUGAAUUGGGGGCGUCUCUCUCUCUCUCUCUCUCUCAGUUUCCAACCUUUGCCACAGGAUCAGGUGGAUGCAGCCGAACCACUGUUAACUUUGCAGCUGCCCCGACUCUCCAGACCUGACCAUGACGCACCAGGCGAGAGCUCUGGUCUCCACUAAGUGGCUCGCGGAGGCUGCCAAGGUGCAGGGGAAGUUGCGCAUCUUGGACACUUCUUGGUACCUGCCCAAACUGAGGCGAAACGCCAGGAGCGAGUUCAAGAAGAGGCACAUACCGGGCGCGGGCUUCUUUGACAUAGACCAGUGCUGCGACAAGACCUCUCCCCUGGACCACAUGCUGCCCUCGGAGAGGAUCUUUGCAGAUUACGUCGGGAACCUGGGGGUGGGGAGCGACACGCACGUCGUGGUGUACGACGGCAGCGAGUACGGCGCGUUCUCGGCGCCGCGCGUGUGGUGGAUGUUCCGGGUGUUUGGACACGGCUCGGUGUCUCUGCUCAACGGGGGGCUCAGGAACUGGGAGCUGGAGGGUCGGCCGGUGAGCGACCGGUGCGUGAAAGCCACUCCGGCCGAGUUCAAGGCCUCCCUGAACCGCUCGUGGGUGAAGACCUACGAGGACAUCCUGGACAACCUGGACACCAAGAAGCUCCAGGUGGUGGACGCCAGACCCAGAGGGAGGUUCAGAGGACUGGACCCUGAACCCAGAGAUAACACGGAGCCAGGCCACAUCCCCGGCUCCGUCAACGUUCCCUUCAACUCCUUCCUUUCCGCCUCGGGCCACUUCCUGCCCAAGGACCAGCUCCAGGCCCUGUUCGCCCGCGCUGGCGUGGACCUCCGCCGCCCCAUCUGCAGCUCCUGCGGCUCCGCCGUGACGGCGUGCCACGUGGCGCUGGCGGCCCACGAGUGCGGCCACCCGGGGGUGUCGGUGUACGACGGCGGGUGGUCGGAGUGGUACACCCGAGCCCGCCCCGAGCACGUCAUGUCUGAGGGAAGAGGGAAGCAUGUGUGAUUGGUCCGGGGUUUGGACAAAAAAAGAAGAGAACUUCCUGCUUUGGAACGGGGGGAAAGGGUGCAACAAAGUUCAGAGGAAUAGGAACAGGAACAGCUAGCACCAAGUUAGCUAAGAUAAGCACAAAGACUUGAAGAGGAAGAAGAAGACACAGCUAGUCCUGCCAGUACAAAUAAAUAAAAUAAAAAAUAAAUAGGCCAGACAGUACCUCUGAUUUACCUUUCAUGUAUUACCUGUGUGUGAAUACGUUGAACAACAAGUUAAAGAUUAGCUGCCUUCAGUCUUUGUGCUAAGCUAAGCUAGCGUGCGUCUAGAGUGGUGUCAAUCUUCUUCUCGUCCAGCUCUCAGCAGAAAAUAAGCUAAUAAACUAAUUUUACACUG